This is a messenger RNA of Rhopalosiphum padi (bird cherry-oat aphid), 1281 nucleotides long. RefSeq lists its product as uncharacterized. Lineage: Eukaryota; Metazoa; Arthropoda; Insecta; Hemiptera; Aphididae. The record is from RefSeq and is a predicted model, not a curated record. Bases 1 to 1119 code for a protein of 372 amino acids. The transcript has 4 exons.
AUGGAUCCAUCAAAAAAUAAAAAACGAUAUCAAUCAAAGAAGUUAUCGUUAAAAAAAAACCUGAGUUCUCGAAUGAGGGACCUUUUUGGAAUUCGCAACCAAAACAAGAACGAUUCUGAGGUAAUAGAACCUGUUGUGGAACCCUUUUUCUUAGGUGCUGAUAAUCAACCACCAUGUUCAUCAAGGGAAACAAACAGUGAAAUAACUAAACCGGAAGACAUUGAAAUUAAUGAUUUGGUUACUGAAGAAACCUUUCACAAACAUGAUUUGGUGUGUGAACAAUCUAUAUCUAGUAAUCAAUAUGUUGGAUAUGAAAACUCCGGUAGACGAAUAGUAGAUAUGAAUUACGUUUUUUAUCAAAUUAAAAAUAGUGAUCACAAAGGACCAUUUGGUUGUUCAUUUUUAAACAUGACGUUUAUUUCCGAAAAAAAACAUGUAUUAAGAUCAACUUUUAAACUUAAAUGUGAUAUUUGUCAUAUUAUUAUGUUUAUUGACUCGGAAAAAUCGAAACCGGAAAGUUAUUUACCAAUUAACGAAGCCGCCGUUGCUGGGUCGAUAUCAGCUGGAAUUGGAUAUACGCAAUUAUCAGAAUUGUGCGCGACAAUGGAUAUUCCAUGUAUGGCGUCAUGUACUUUUGUAUUAGUUCAAAGAUUUAUCAACAAAAGAAUUCAUGAUGUCGCAGAAGCACAAAUGAAAAUCGCUGGUGAUGAAGAACGUCGUUUAGCAAUAGAAGCGGGAUCAGUAGAUACUGAUGGAAUUCCUAUGUGUACGGUUGUCGCAGAUGGACAAUGGUCUAAACGCAGUUAUAAGAUUAAAUAUGAUGCAUUAUCUGGAGUGGCAACAAUAAUUGGUUAUAGAUCGAAAAAAGUUUUAUUUGUGGGCAUUAGAAAUCGGUUUUGUGUGAUUUGCCAGAGGGCGAAAAAUAAAAAAUUAAAUCCACCUGAACAUACAUGUUUUUUAAAUUGGAAAAAGGGUGCUACAAGUAUGGAAGCUGAUGGUGUUGCUGAUGGGUUUAAACAGAGUUUAGAAAUGCAUGGUCUAAAAUACAAUAAACUAAUAGGUAAGCUACUCCACGUUUUACAAUCGUGCAUAUUUUUUCAACUAUAUAAUUUUAGUUAAUUCCUUAUAAAUAUAAUGAAAAAAUGCAUAGGAGACGGAGACUCAAGCGUUACAAAAAGAUUAGCUGAAAUAAUGCCUUAUGGACCUAGACUACCCGUCAUAAAAAUAGAAUGUCGCAACCAUUUAUUGCGAAAUUAUGGGACAAAAUUAGUAGCUAUGACA